Messenger RNA from Ostreococcus tauri, 1560 nucleotides. RefSeq names its product G-protein beta WD-40 repeat. The transcript has a single exon. Gene Ontology annotation, cellular component: small-subunit processome. Bases 1 to 1560 code for a protein of 519 amino acids. The record is from RefSeq and is a predicted model, not a curated record. Gene Ontology annotation, molecular function: protein binding; snoRNA binding. Lineage: Eukaryota; Viridiplantae; Chlorophyta; Mamiellophyceae; Mamiellales; Bathycoccaceae.
AUGGCGCCGAACGCGCGGGCGGGCGAUCGAGCGGGGCGACGCGCGCGCGCGACGGGGGACGCGAACGACGCGGACGAUGCCGAGAGAGAGGCGAACGAGACGCUGGACGACGAGGACGAACGAUCGGGCGUCGCGCGCGCGCGACGGGAGGCGAUGGAGACGGGAGAAGGGAGCGAUGCGGAGGCGGCGGCGGAGGCGGAAGCGGCGGCGCGGGAGACGGUGCAGGAGAAGAGGAUUCGUUUGGCCAAGGCGUACCUGGAGCGGCUGCGAGAGGAGGCGGCUGCGGAGGACACGGAUGAGGAAGAGGAGGACGGGGAGGGGAAAAAUUUGGACUCGCACGCGCGAUUGGCUGGACGUUUGAUGAUGGAGGCGCAGAAGAAGAGCGGGCAUCAAAGGGAGGCGAUCGCGGAUCGAGUGCGGGUGUCGGCGAGGGCGAGCGGAACGUGGAGAGGACACAAGCGCGCCGUCACGGGCGUGGCGCUCACGGAGGACGAUCGCACCGCGUACAGCGUCUCGAAGGAUGGAUCCAUAUUCAUGUGGGAUAUCGAGACGGAGAAGCGAACACGAUUUCCAAGAACACCGGACGUGGUGGUGGAUCCGCUGCAAGGCGGCGGCGGACCGCAGGCGCCGCCAAAGUGUGGCUCGCACGUCAUGCUGUGCUGCGCUGUGAGCGGCGAUAGGAACUUGUUCGCCACCGGCGGCGCCGAUAAGCGCGUACACGUGUGGGACACGAGGACUAUGACUCACGUGACGGCGUUUGCGGGCCACAGAGGAGCGAUCACGGGACUCGGCUUUCGCCACGGCACAGGUCAGCUCUUUUCUUGUUCGGAGGAUCGCACCGUGAAGAUUUGGUCUCUUGAUGACAUGGCGUACGUUGAUACGCUCUUUGGACAUCAGGAGCGGUGCAUUGGGUUGGAUACACAGCGUCGAGAACGACUCGUGACUGUCGGUGCGGACAGGGCGACGAGAUUUUGGAAAGUUCCCGAGGAUUCGCAGUUGGUGCUGCGACCACCCCAGGGCGGCGGUCAGGCAGAGAGCUGCGCCUUCACCGCGCACGAUCACUGGCUCACCGGGUCCCAAGAUGGGACGGUGGCCAUCUGGAAUACGCAACGAAAGCGCGCGGCGCAGUCGUGGGAAAAUGUGCACGGCUUUAGAGAUGUCGUCGCACCGAGAGGAUUCAGCGACACCGACGCCAAAACAGCCCAGGAACAACGAGAGGCCGCGCAAGUAUCUAGUGGUAUCAGCUCUAAAAACGACGGUGGCGUUGGAGAUAUGGCUAGCUGGGUCAGCGCCGUGCAUGUCGGUAAGGGAACGGAUUUCGCUGCCUCAGGCGCCGCCGACGGCGCCAUUCGAUUGUGGAAGACGUCGCACGAAGGCGAGCCACUCGUCCCUCUUGACUGCCUUCCCGCCCGCGGUUUCGUGAACGCCAUCCAAGUUGCUAGCACCGGUCGGUUUGUACUCGCAGGUAUGGGACAGGAACCGAGACUUGGGCGUUGGGGCCGAGACUCGGGUGCGAAAAAUGGUUUGGUUCUUCAUCCGCUGGAUUUAGAGAAGAUGUAG